Nomia melanderi (Alkali bee) is the source of this 831-nucleotide messenger RNA. NCBI's taxonomy places the organism in Eukaryota, Metazoa, Arthropoda, Insecta, Hymenoptera, Halictidae. The record is from RefSeq and is a predicted model, not a curated record.
AUGCACGAGCGAUCGCGCGACCAGGUCGCAAAGCUCGCCGAUCAGGAUGACGGCCUAGAUUACGCUCUGGAGAUGUGUCGCUGGCUGUUGAAACCGCUCGGAAUCUGGUCGCUGAUAUACAGCCACGCGAACAGGAAGGAGAAAGCGCUCUCGAUCCUGUUGCUGAUCGCCGGCUUCUCCAGCAUGGUGUACAUCAUGGUGCCCCUCGUCUGCCGCCUGGUCCUCGACGACAUAACCGGAAAGAUCAAGAUGCAGCUGCUGGGCACGGCGACCAACUGCUCGCUGUCCGUGAUCAAGUACCUCUGCCUGGUCCUCAGGAGAAAGACUUUCGCGCGUUGCAUGCGGCACAUGGAGAACGACUGGAGGAUCGUGAAGGACCGGCAUCACAGGGCCAUCAUGCUGAAGCAGGCGACUUUCAGCCGGAGCCUCGUCAUGCUGUGCAUCGUUUUCAUUUAUUCCAGCUGCAUAUCGUUCCACGUGAUGAUGCCGUGGUCCAGGCGACGGGUGGUAGGGAACGUCACCCUGAAACCGCUCGUGUACCCGAGUUACGACCGAUUCUUCGACGUGCAGGCCAGUCCGGUCUACGAGCUCAUCUAUCUCGCUCAGUGUUUCGCGGGGUUCGUCAGGCACACCGUGACCACGGCGACUUUUAGCUUGGUCGUGGUCUUCGUGACGCACGUCUGCGGACAGAUGCAGAUACAGAUAUCGCGGCUGGAGGAAUUUAAUUGCGGAAUCGGGAAGGACACCGGUUACGACCCUCUGGGUGAUAUUAUUCGGGGUCACGCGGAGAUAUUAAGGUCGAGUGAUCGUUACCUCGAUUCGGAGCGUUGA